CAGCGAUCAUGGAAACAGAAAUGCUCUCAAUCACAGCACCGGCUUAUACCAGCCCAAGUGGCUAUGAACUUUCGACAAUUCCAAGGCCAACUAUCACAGAGGAUAAUGAUGUACUCAUAAAGGUCUAUGCGGCGAGUAUCAAUCCAGUCGAUGUGAAGAAGGCUGCUGGAGUCUUCAAGAUGGCGGUAAAAGAAGAAUUCCCGUAUAAAAUUGGUUAUGAUGCAUCAGGCGUGGUCGUGGAAGUUGGAAAAGGGGUGAAGGGGCUGAAAGUUGGUGAUGAAGUCUAUACAAGAUUACCAGAAGUCGGGAGAGGUGCUUGGAGCGAAUUCGCAAAGUGCCCAGAUCGCUACGUCUCUUUGAAACCGAACGUUCUUUCCUUUGCCGAUGCUGCAUCGCUGCCACUAGCUGGAGUCACGGCCUUGCAGGUUCUCGGGCAAUACAGAGGUUCGCUAGAAGGCAAGACGGUGUUGAUCCCCGGUGGCCUGAGCGGUACAGGAGCCAUCGCAUGCCAGUUGGCCAAGAAUGUCUUUCAUGCCGGCAAAGUCAUCACCACAGUCUCAACAUCCAAAAUCCCCAAAGUCCCAGAGCUUCUGGGCGAGGGUACAGUGGAUCAGAUCAUCGAUUACACUAAACAAAAAAUCUCAGAAGCCAUUCCUCCAAAGUCCGUUGACUUUUGUUUCGACACAACCGGUCAAUCUAUGGAGUUCCUCUCACGGAUGGUCCCCUCAACCAGCAUGAUUGUCUCAAUCUCAACAACUCCAUCUGCGUCGACCCUCCAGACUUCUAGCGUAAUGCGGCGACCAGAUAAUCCUCGGAUCCCAUUCGCCGGACGAGUAUUUCUUGAUGCAGCGGAUGCAGUUCGCAGACUUCGGGCGUGGCGCUGGGGCGUCACAUAUAUGUAUCACUUCUUGGAUCCCAAUCGAGAGGACUUGGAUACGCUUACUGGUUAUGUGGAGAAUGGAAAGGUGAAGCCUGUUGUUGGGGCAAGGGUCGACAUGAGAGAUAUCAAGGCGGUCCGCGAAGCUUGCGAUCAGACUUACAAGGGGAAAGGCGGGUUGGGAAAGACUGUCUUUGAAGUGAUCCAGGAUUAA
Molecule: messenger RNA, 1091 nt
Organism: Fusarium oxysporum Fo47
Lineage: Eukaryota; Fungi; Ascomycota; Sordariomycetes; Hypocreales; Nectriaceae
Product: chaperonin 10-like protein
Exons: 5
Coding region: 9-1091 (360 amino acids)
Cellular component (GO): mitochondrion
Molecular function (GO): oxidoreductase activity
Source: RefSeq, a predicted model, not a curated record